CUGAAGCUGAGCUUAUACCUAAUGAAGAGUUAGAACAACAUGGUGACGAUGACCAAGAAACAACCAGAGACAAGGAAAAUUGUGGUUUUGAAGCCAACAGAUUUUCCGAUGUGUCAUUAAAGAACUGCACGCCUGCAACUGAUUCCGGGUUGCAGACGCAAAUAGAAAUGUUACAAGCAGAAAACUUGGCUCUACAAAAAGAAAACCGCAAGCUGAAAAGUGAAAUCACUGCCCUUAAACGCGAAUACUUCUGGAAGGAAAAGAAGCAUGCCUACAAUGUCGAUUUGCAGCAAAAUCGUGCGCUAAAAGCCGCAUUUGCUUGCAAAAACAUGGAGGACAAGUUAGCUGAAAUAUUUACAAGGGGUCAAAUUGAGAAGUUAAAAAAUGGUAGUCAUAAGAAAGUUGCAAAUUGGAGCGAGAAGGACUGGAAACAGCCAGUAUUUUAUAACUAUGACUGCAGAAUGGCACCUGAUAUAUUAAACACUAUGCUGCAAUCUACAAAAAAAUGCGGUUACAAUGUUGUCGCCACUGUCUGUGACUUCGGAGGCACUAAUAGAUCCCUUUUAAGUGACCUAGGUGUCAAUGAAAAUUAGCCAUGCUAGGCACACUCAUACCUUGUUUUACUUAUAAAUAUUAACAUAUGUUAUUUUUGCAGGUUUAUG
Messenger RNA from Rhagoletis zephyria (snowberry fruit fly), 662 nucleotides. RefSeq lists its product as uncharacterized. Lineage: Eukaryota; Metazoa; Arthropoda; Insecta; Diptera; Tephritidae. The record is from RefSeq and is a predicted model, not a curated record.